Messenger RNA from Closterium sp. Yama58-4, 771 nucleotides. Lineage: Eukaryota; Viridiplantae; Streptophyta; Zygnematophyceae; Desmidiales; Closteriaceae. The record is from the annotation of a GenBank genome assembly.
AUGAACGACCAUUCCCGUCGCCAACACAUCCCCCUCCCGUCGCCUACAUAUCCCCCUCCCGUCGCCUACACAUCCCCCUCCCGUCGCCUACACAUCCCCCUCCCGUCGCCUACACAUCCCCCUCCUGUCGCCUACACAUCCCCCUCCCGUCGCCUACACAUCCCCCUCCCGUCGCCUACACAUCCCCCUCCCGUCACCUACACAUCCCCCUCCCGUCGCGAUCACAUCCCCCUCCCGUCGCCUUCACAUCCCAUUCCCGUCGCCCACACAUCCCCCUCCCGUCGCCUUCACAUCCCCCUCCCAUCGCCAACGCUUCCCCCUCCCGAAGCCUUCACAUACCCCUCCCUUCACCUUCACAUCCCCCUCCCGUCGCCUCCACGUCCCACUCCCGUCGCCUUCACUACCCCCUCCCGUCACCUUCACAUCCCAUUCCCGUCGCCUUUCACUUCCCCCUCCCGACGCCUUCACAUCCCGCUCCCGUCGCCUUCACAUCCCCCUCCCGUCGCCUUUCACUUCCGCCUCUCCCCCCCAUGCCCCCACCCACUUCCCCUCCAGUUGACUCUUCAAGGGCGCCUACGCAUCAGCACCGAUGCGCCCCUUUUCCUCACAACCAACAUCCCCUACCCACCCCCGCCUCCGCCCCUUCCCCUGCAGUCGCUGGUUCACUCGCGCCAUCUUUUAGGGUGGGGCAGCAUCAUCACCCUCGCCUCAACCCUCGCUGCUCCACGCCUUCCCCCCUGCUCUCCGCCAACCUGCAGUGACUACCCCUGA